Messenger RNA from Nannizzia gypsea CBS 118893, 3162 nucleotides. RefSeq names its product F-box domain-containing protein. Gene Ontology annotation, molecular function: protein binding. Bases 1 to 3162 code for a protein of 1053 amino acids. NCBI's taxonomy places the organism in Eukaryota, Fungi, Ascomycota, Eurotiomycetes, Onygenales, Arthrodermataceae. The transcript has 2 exons. The record is from RefSeq and is a predicted model, not a curated record.
AUGGAAGGGAACCGGCUCUCUGUCCUGCCUGGAGAUAUCCAUGAAACACAGAGUAGCGAUUACAUGCCUUCGGACGAGUGCGAUGCUAGAGGCGACGGCUUGGAAGGAGGCCAUGGGAGCCUGGCAGGGGAACCACCGAAGGCUGCAUUUCAUCGACUCCCCCAAGUUGUAAUCGAGAGAAUAUUAUGUUUGGUUGAUGCAAACUGCUUUGCUUCACUGACAUUGCUCAACCGUGCAUGGCGACGGAUAUCUGAUAGUCCAAGACUUUAUCGCCAUCAUUUAGCAGACUACUGUUCGCCGCCUGGUUCAUCAGCUGAGGUUUUGGAAUCAGCAAGCCUUGAGACCCUGAAAUCGAAGCUCGCCCAGAUUGCCAGGAGCCAUGUUUUUGCUGCCUUUCUUCGGCCAAAGCAGACCGUUGUGAAGCUUAUAUCGGCAUCGGUCAGCUCUUCCUCUGCCUCACCACAAGGUGAAGCGUUACGAUUUAUCUUCUCUGCACACGGUCGGUUACUCCUGGCGUUAAGCUCGUCUAGGAUUUUCGUGAUAGAUCUUACGAAAGACCAUAUCUCGGUACGUCAUGAACUGAAGAUACUUCGGCGUCCUACGGCGGCUGCAAUACUUGAUGACGGGUCCCUCUUAGCUGUUGCAUCUUCUGGGCAUCGGGUACGGCUAUAUGAGCUGAAAGACCAAUAUGCCAGACUUCUUCAGACGAUUGAGCUUCACGAGGUUCCGUUAUCAUUAGAAUUUUCACCUUAUGCCUCCGUUCUGGCUGUGGCAUUUGACGGAGGGAUUGAGAUCCAUGCCUUGGGAGAAAACAUUCUAUCCACCGCCCAUCGGGCAGUAAGAUGUGAAGGAGUAUCGACCUUGACCUUUUCUUCUGAUGGAUCCAUGCUCUUUGGUUCUUCAGACGAUCCUCGCGCCAACAGCUUUAUCAUGGUAUCCCCUCCUCUUCUUCCUGACCCUGGGUUUGAUCUUAGCCUGUCAGAACUCCAUAGUCGGAUGUGGACAACUCAAAUUCUGUUCCCAGAGGUUGGCGAGGGAUACAGCUACUCUAAUUUGAUACCUCCGGCAGAGAGCGGCGACCAGUCCAUCUUCUUUGUAGGAUACGAUAAUCGAAUGAAGGCCUUCCGUAUAUCCCAAGUUGAUGAUAUCAAAGGCGGGACUCUCUACCUAGUUGGGCCCGGAGCAGAUAUAGAAAGAGACGAGCCUCGGCCAAAUCUGCUACCAGUUACUAGUGGAAAAGGUGAAUUUAUAGCAACAAGCUUUGAGAAGUCUGGGAUAUGGAUAUUUGGAGUCCCAGAGUCAAGGACAAAACCUGAGGAUUCUGGAAAGGAUUCCGAAGCGCGUCCCCAGCCUACAAUCCCUCGCAUCGAUGAAAAUGGCUCUUUAUCGCACGAGGCCACCAAUUUCCAACGGCUUAAAAAACAUAUCGAAGGCUCAAAAAGUUUCAUAGCAGGACAUCCCAUUGAAGCAACCAACGAUAUCACAGACAUGAGGUGGAUGCGGAACGUUAAAGAAGAGAGUUCCGGCUCUAGCAAACUAUGCAGGCUUGUUGCAGUAGCCCCGGGGGGCGUGGACUCCUCUUUCAGCAUGAUUACCGGGGACACCAUGCCUAUCGACGGGGGGAGAGUCAUCCUGUUUGAUUUUGAGAUCUCCCCCAGAAAUGGCGCAUACGAGGAACUCACUAUCGAAGCUGGUGAGGCGGUUCCCACAGAGUUGCCAGAACAGGGAGCAACCCUCGAUGCUGAGGUCGAGCUUGAGAAAAGGAGAGCUCAAAUCAGCCGUCAGAGGACCAUGGCUGCUAGACAUGCCCCGUCAAGGUCGAGCUGGCGUAACAGCAUACCUCCGGCCGGAUCUCAGCUCGAUGAGGAAUCAACAUCACCGCCUCUCCCAUCUACUCCAGGGGGCGGAGCUAGGAGUGCUCUACCAUUCUUAGACAGUCCGUACAGCAACACCUCUCCUCGCUCCAUAGAAACACUAAGACGAGCGGCAACAGCAGCUUCGCGUAGCCUCGCCGCAAGUAGAUUCGAGACAGCCCGUCCUGCCCUCGGCUCCGGUUCUCGUCGCAGACAGUUUGUCGUGCCCCAUGAGAGCGAUGCGGAUAACUGGGUUCCACCACCUCCCCCAUACACUGAAGAUGCCAGCGAUCCUCUACCAGAUCAUUUUCGGGCAGGUAUCGUACCUAGAGCUACGGAGCCUCCGCCUCGUAACCCACCUAGAGAUAUUGGCCACGGCCUACGCAGGUCACGAACGUCAACUAUAGACUCCUCGGGGAGCUCGUCGCUACAUCGUUCGCAAACAACCAUAAGCCGGCCUAGUGUCACGAUCCCGAGACGCCCUCUUCACUCUAAUAGUGCCACGAAUAGUCCAAUAAACUACCACGACACAUCCCCAAUUGCAAAUGUGUCACCUCCUAACCCAGUCAUCGGCGGCAGUAGACAGAUACCCAAUAGCCAGGGCGGCCACAGCACAGCCAACAUCAAUUCUCUCCCUCCUUCCCGCAACACUCCUACUAAUACUGGUUCCACGUUUCCUCUACCUCAAGUUCCUCCCACGCAACACCCCAUAACCUCGACACCAGCCAGUUUCACUCCCUUGCAUGGCCAUGGUGCACCGCCCAACCCGCCAUUCCAAGUUAUAGGGAAUCAGGGCUACCCACCACACUUGGCUACAGCCACUCCGAGUCAAUUACAGCCGGGCAGACCAGGGGGACAGCCAGCUCAACUAGAUGCAUUGCAGCGGCCUCCCUAUAUACCUUCACCAAACGCAGCUUCGAUAGCACACGCUCCGCACCCUGAAGACCCCUUACCAAAUGUUCCCACUUUGCCUGUUCAACGCCAGAUAUCCGGAUCGAGCUCACUUCCUGAACAACCCCAAGGAGACCCUCAGUCGCGUAGUGGCCGCUGGCUCUCCACCAAUUACAGGUCCUCCGACAACUCAAACUCUGGUGUUCAAAGGUCCCGGUCUCGUUCUCAGGAUGUGCCUCGGCGUCGUCUAAACACGGGGGGAGGACUCUUUGACAAACGCACCGGACGCAACAUCCUAACGUCUCAGUCCGACAUUCGACUAAAUUCUACUGCACGGUCAGAAGACUGGAAAGAGCAAUGGACUAAGCUGAAAGGUGAAAAGAAGAAGAACAAAGAUUCAAAGUGCGCAGUAAUGUAA